ACCAAAUUUGGGUUCCAUGAAGCCGUUAGGGAAGCACGUCUUCUGCUCUUUUUGCAAGCGAAAAACCCGCUUGAAAUGCAGAGAUGCCGCCCGAGCUAUCUGUAAUCGACAGGUUUCUCCAUCGGAGGAGAGAGAAAGAGGGCGCCCCUUCUCUCUCUAUCGUUUCGAUCCUGACAAGGAGGGAUGAGAGAGAGAGAGAGAGAAUGCGCAGGGGCAACUUGUUUUGAUCUGAAGGAGUGGAAGAACGAAACAGAAAUAAUCAAGGUGAGAUAGAGGGAUUGAUAGAGGCAUUCUUCUCGUCUUCUCGCUCCCUCCUCAACUCUUCCCGUCUCUCUCGUUGCGAAUUAACACUAAAAGGAAAGUCCUUUAUUUGAAUUUGGAAAGUUUUCGUCAAGAUCUCAAUUGGAUCUUACUUCAUCAUCUCCAAUUUGAUCGAUUUCCUCACGCAAGGCAUGGCGACUUCUAAACCCAAGAGGCUCUAUCAAGCUUGGAAAGGAAGCAAUAGAUUUUUCUGUGGUGGGAGAUUGAUAUUUGGUCCAGAUGUAGCUUCAGUGUUCCUAUCAACACUGCUAAUAGCUGGUCCAUCUUUUGCGUUCUGUUUUCAAGUAAUUGAGAAGAUCCGUAAACAUGAAAUGCAUGAGAGCAAACAUGUGGGUUUUUCUCGCCAUCAUACACUUGGUUUUCCGGUGUUGAUUGUGGGAUUAUUUAUCUCCAUAGCAGAUUUGGUUUUCCUGUUCCUGACAUCUGGGACAGAUCCUGGUAUUGUGCCGAGAAAUAAGCUACCACCAGAACCAGAUGAAGCAUUUGAUGCCACCUCUUCUUCCAUGGAGUGGAUCAGUGGUGCAUUGCCAAAUCUGAAAUUACCCCGCACAAAGGAUGUAUUGGUGAAUGGUUUAAUGGUUAAAGUGAAAUACUGCGAUACAUGUUUGCUCUACCGCCCACCUCGAGCUUCCCACUGUUCUAUAUGCAACAACUGUGUUCAGAAGUUUGAUCACCACUGCCCAUGGGUUGGUCAGUGCAUCGGUGUGCGUAACUACCCUUUUUUCUUUCUGUUCAUCUCACUAUCAACCAUUCUUUGUGUGUACGUCUUCACCUUUUCGUGGAUUAAUGUUAUUUAUGAGAAGAAAUAUUAUGGCAAUUCUCUUUGGGAAUCCAUGAAGGGGGAGGUUUUGUCACUUGUGCUCAUAGUGUACACCUUUAUUUCUGUCUGGUUUGUUGGAGGACUCACAGUUUUCCAUAUCUAUUUAAUCAGCACAAACCAGACAACUUAUGAAAACUUCCGCUAUCAGUACGACAAGAAGGAGAAUCCAUAUAAUAAGGGCAUACUGAAAAACUUUGGAGCUGUCUAUUGCUCGAAAAUCCCACCUUCAUUGAAUAACUUCAGAUCAUGGGUGAUUGAAGAAGAAGUUCAGGUGAAAUCCAUGACUUCUAAGCAAAGCAUAGAAACCAUUCUUCAGAAGGAGAUUGUGGAUUUAGAAAUGGGUAGAAAACCUGACUCAGAUGGCAAUGUUUCCAUCCCUAACCUUUUAAGAAAUUUGGAUUACAGUGAAAUUAAUGAUAAUUUGAAGGUGAAUGAUGGGAAUGAAGUCGAAGCAGUCGUCCCUUUUACUUUUCCAAUCAUAGAACUACCUGUUAUUCACAUGCCAAUAGACUCCAACCAGUGCUGCUUGGUUUCAGAUGGAAGAGUUGUAGAUGAG
Molecule: messenger RNA, 1697 nt
Organism: Dendrobium catenatum
Lineage: Eukaryota; Viridiplantae; Streptophyta; Magnoliopsida; Asparagales; Orchidaceae
Product: probable protein S-acyltransferase 4
Exons: 5
Biological process (GO): peptidyl-L-cysteine S-palmitoylation; protein targeting to membrane
Cellular component (GO): endoplasmic reticulum; Golgi apparatus
Molecular function (GO): protein-cysteine S-palmitoyltransferase activity
Source: RefSeq, a predicted model, not a curated record